Molecule: messenger RNA, 3748 nt
Organism: Cheilinus undulatus (humphead wrasse)
Lineage: Eukaryota; Metazoa; Chordata; Actinopteri; Labriformes; Labridae
Product: zinc finger protein 160-like
Exons: 7
Coding region: 294-3551 (1085 amino acids)
Biological process (GO): regulation of transcription by RNA polymerase II
Cellular component (GO): nucleus
Molecular function (GO): RNA polymerase II cis-regulatory region sequence-specific DNA binding; DNA-binding transcription activator activity, RNA polymerase II-specific
Source: RefSeq, a predicted model, not a curated record
CUAAGCAGGCAGUCUUUAAGUUGUUCAUAUUUUCAUGCAGCGUCGUUUUCCUGACCCAUAAAGGAAAGAAAUCAAAUCCAGGUUGACCAUAUAACAAGAUGUGACUAUGCAACACAUCACGGAUACGAUAGGAGACCAGUAAAACGUUCGUUAUCCUUUACGCCUGCGCACUCCAAACAGAAUAUCAAGCCGCCCUUCCUCCCCGCCAGCUUGUGCCGCAGGGUCGGGCGGACAUCGACUCACAACAACCCAGAGUUAAUUUCCUCGACUAUUCGGACAUUUUCGGAGUUAAAAUGGAGAGCCAACAUCGCAUUGAAGAAGAGUUGCCUCUCCUGCUGCCGUCUCUUCGCCUCUUCAUCCCCCCACUGCGCCUGGUGUCUGCAGCCAUGUGGCAGGUGGUCCAGAGGGGAAACGUGCAGGAUUACGGGAUGGUGGAGGAGUUCGUCAGCACCGUCUCAGAAAUCGUACCAGAACUGUUGAAUGCCGACCAGAAAGCUCAGCUCCUCCUGGGCCUCAGAGCACGGGUGGUUCUUGAAUUGUGUCGUGCCGAGCAGAUAACAGACACAGAAACCAUCGAGAUGCACCUGGAGAGGAUCAAGAACCUCAUAUCUACAUGGGCAACACAGCCUUGUUUUGCAGAAGUCGAGUUCCCAGAAUCAAACUUUGUGGAUCAGAUUGAAUUGUUGUUGAAAGACCCUGAAGAGAAGGAGAAGUUCUUCCAGGAUGUUUUUCCGACAGAUUUUGGGCCUGACUACGACAGCGCUCUGCAGGUGCUAAUGCUGGAUUUCCUGUCCAGAUUGGAGAAACUUCUUCCAGUUCCAGAUAUUCAGCAGACUGCAUCCAUGCUCAGUGCCGUCCCGUCUGCCCUAGAGGAGUGUGUCCACUCAGUUCCUGACCCACAACACCUGAGAACCGUUCUCCUGCACCACACAGCGCUUGGACAUUUUGAUUUUUCUGAUGAAUCUCAGGCCAUUCCCUCUUCGUUUGGAAACUGCAUCCUAUCCUCGCUCUCCCUCCCUCAGCUGGAGAAGGUCGUCAUAGACGCAGAACAGAUCCACUUACAGUCUCAGUCCGACCAGAUGCACACAGGGUGUAUGACGGUCCAGGUGGAGGGCGAGACCGUGACUCUUUUGGACUAUAUACAGAUCGAGCAGCCGCCAGGCUUGGUCGAGUCUGAGGAUCAGGAAGAACAUGAAGUACUAGAGGAGGAAACAGCUGGAGAGGACGUUGAAGAAACUCUAAAACCGGCAGCUUUCCAGCCUCUGAAGCAAAGCAAACGACUCCAACUAAAAAAGGAAUUUUCUUCUGAAGAUAAGGAUUUAUCUACUGAAAAGAAGCAACGUAAGAAAUAUCCGAGUAAUAAAACGUGUCCUAUUUGUAAUAAGAACUUCCUGCGAGCAGCAGCGAUGAGGCGACACCUGGAGACUCAUUCAGCCAAUCGGGAUCUUAAGUAUAAGUGUGCCAACUGUGAUAAAAGAUUCAGGGAUCUUUACGACAUGAACAGACACAACAUGCGGGUUCAUGAAAAGGAAGACAUGAGCGGCGAUGGUAAAGAGGAGGAGUUGACCGAUCCGAGCACGUCUGACAUGUCUGAGAACAAAAACUGCGCUCUGUGUGGGAAGUAUUUCGCCAGGCAGGUGGACAUGGAGCGCCACAUGAACUCCCACUCAGAGGACCGGCCGUAUAACUGCUGCUACUGCGAGAAGAAAUUUAAGAAUCCGUAUGUUUUAAAGAGGCAUCAGAAGGAGAUUUGUAAAAGCAGAGAGCUGAAACGACCAAAAAAGAGAGAGAUGCAGCGCUCAAAUCCACAGCCGUCAUCAGAGGGUGUAACAGAGGGUAAAAUCUGCCCCAUCUGCAGCAGGGUCCUACCAUGCACCGCCGACAUCGCGAAGCAUUUACGAUCGCACACAGAGGAGCGUCCGUUCAUUUGCAUGACUUGUGAGAAAGGCUUCAAGUACAAGGACACCUUAAAGAAGCACCAGAUCAUUCACGGGCAUGAAGGAAUCAGAGAGGAGCAGAGCAAAACUUCAGCGCAGAUCCUCGCCGAAGCUGAAACGCAGCAUUUAGGCGACACGGAUGAACUCGAUAAGAAAGAAAACAACCCAGACGCAGCUGCUGGAACUUCAGAGCAGCCACAAAAAGUCAACAAAAAAGCUCUUAAAGUCUGUCCGGUUUGUGCAAGGUCGUUCGACAGUGUCAAAACUCUCAACAGGCACAUCCAGUGUCACACAGAGGAGCGGCCGUAUCACUGCGUCCACUGUAAGAAGCGUUUCAAGCAUAUCCACGGCCUGAAGAGACACCAGAUUUAUGCCAUUUGUCACAGGAAGAUUGCAAGAUUCACAUGGAAGAAGGAGCUGAGAGCUGGGUCGAGCCAAGUGGAAGGAGCGGGCGACACCGUGCAGACGCCGUCAAUGAAAGUCCCAGUGUGGUGCUCGAACUGCGGCAAACAUUUUGAAUAUCUCUCUGCGUUGAAGGAGCACCAAGAGAACGUUUGCAAAGUGGAUUUAAGAGACGUCAUGAAGUGCAACGACUGCGACAAAGAGUUCAAGAGCAUGACGAUGCUCAAAGUGCACCAAAGGAUUCACGAUCCGCUAUACUGCAAAGAGUGCGGGAAGAUCCUCGCCAACGAGCCAGCUUUCGAGCGGCACAAGCUCAUGCACCAGCCAAUUCAGUGCACAAUGUGCGAUAAGACUUUCACUCUGCUGAGACGCCUUAGAGAGCACUAUGAGCAGCAGCACAACUUCACUGGGCCGUAUCCUUGUCCUGAAUGUGACAAGUCCUUCAUCUCACUGUCCUACCUCGCCAUCCACCAAAGAAUCCACAAAGGAGAGUUCCCAUUUUCGUGUAGCUUGUGUCCAGAGAAGUUCAGAUCCUCCAACUGUCUCACAGUUCAUCUAAGGAAGCACACCGGAGAGAAACCCUUCCUCUGCUGGCAGUGCGGGAAGAGUUACCGCUCGGCAUCGGAGCUCACCGUUCACAUGGGGACCCACUCCGAGGAGAAACCGUGGGCUUGUACUCAGUGUGACAUGGCUUACCGCACCAAGCUUCAGCUCACCAAUCACGUUGAGCAGAUCCACAUCGGCGUGAGAUAUCCAUGCAACAGCUGCGGGAAACAGUUCAUGAAGGAGACGUCGCUGAAGAGACACGAGCUCAUCCACUCAGGCGAGCGGCCGCACCAGUGCACCGUGUGCGGGAAGACCUUCCUGACCUCCAACGAGCUCCGCCUCCACAACCGCUACCACACCGGGGAGCGGCCGUACAAGUGCGAGGUGUGCGGGAAAGCCUUCAUCCAGUCGGGGUAUUUGAAGUCACACAUGCGUAUUCACACGGGAGAGAAACCGUUUAAGUGCAGCGUCUGCGAUAAAAGCUUCAGGCUGUCGUAUCACAUGAAGAAACAUCAGCGCACUCACAGCGGGAAGCCAUGUAGCUAUAUAUGCGAGGAGUGCGGGCUGGCGUUCCUCCAUAAGAAGUCUCUGUGGGAACAUUCACUCACACAUGACGUGAAGAUGGAGUCGACAUUCACAGAAGAAGUGAGAAUAGAGUUUCAGUAGAAGUUAAGUUUUUCUUUCUAAGAUCUAUCUUGUGAUUUCUGAGCUGGUUUCACGGUCAAUGAAGAAUUUCUUUAUUCUUGUUUUGCCUUUUGUUUCAUUUUGAUUAAUUUGUACAUUAAAGCAGCCUGAAGAGUUAUAAGGCAUAAUAUGGAAGCCAUUUAAUUUUUGCUGGAAAGCCUUUUGGAAAUAAAUCUAUG